AUGCCGCAGGUGGAUCUGGAAGCCCUCGUCUCCGCCUGCGCCGGCGGCGCCCGCGACGGUAAGAUCUCCUGCGAGACCGACGCCGAGUUCGACUGGUUCGACCGCAACGCCUUCUACGAGCGCCGGGACUCCACCAAGGCCAACUCCAGUCCCGCCGCCGCCUCGAAUCCGAUCCUCAGCUCCCCGACGAACUCCAACUCGCGGCGGUCGUCGAAUAACUUCAAGUCCAAGGCGUCGAUCCUCGGUCUCCCGAAGCCGCAGAGCUCGUGCUUCGUCGACGCCAAGAACCGGCGCCCCUGCAAGGCGGGAGGCGGCGCGGGGUUCUUCCCGAAGCGGUCGGGAUCGGCCGGCAAGGUCGAUCCCCCGGCGGUCGAGCCGUCCUCGCCGAAGGUCUCGUGCAUGGGGAGGGUGAGAUCGAAGAGGGAAGCGAACCGGCGGAAGAGGCGCGACGAGCCGGCUGAAAGGAGCAGAACCGGGCUGUUCGCGAGCCUCCUCGCGAUACUGGGAACCGGCUGCAGGAAUCGGCCGGCGGUCCUGGCCGACGUGCCGCGGGCGGCGUCGCCCGGCUCCCGGGACGAGAGGAAGCACCCGCCGGCGAGCGGCGCGGGCGGGCCGCCUCCGGAUCCGCCAGCGGCGGAGGGCGGCGAGCCGCCGUCGGGCCUGGGCGGGGUGAAGCGGUUCAGGUCCGGUAGGAGGCCGGACUCGUGGGCCAACAACGUGGCGUGA
This is a messenger RNA of Eucalyptus grandis, 726 nucleotides long. RefSeq lists its product as uncharacterized. The transcript has 2 exons. The record is from RefSeq and is a predicted model, not a curated record. The coding region runs from base 1 to 726 and encodes 241 amino acids. NCBI's taxonomy places the organism in Eukaryota, Viridiplantae, Streptophyta, Magnoliopsida, Myrtales, Myrtaceae.